AUUAUGCUUUCUAGUUUUUGGAUCUCUGUUAGUUUCUAGUGUUGAUUAUUCGUUUUUGGUUUUAUUUUUUUUGUAUCGUGAUGAAAUUAGUGGGACUUUUAGGUUUAGUGAAUUGGGUUUGAAUUAGGUUUUGCCAUUGGAGGUCAGUUUGCGUAUGGAUAGUGAUAAGAGUUGAGAGCUUUUGAUUGGUUACUGAGAAAAUGGAAGGAAAAUGGUCAGAAAAGCGAAGUUUGUGGUUACUCUGAGUGGUUGCUUUUAAAGCAUCAGUCGUUGCGAUUAUUUAUCACUGAUAAAGUAGAUAGCGAACAACUAGUGCUUUGCGGUUUUGUGGUAAUAGACAAUAAAAAGGAAUUGAUGGAGUAGUGGCUUGUUUGGUUUAAGUCAACUGCCAUGUGUAUUUGUGAUUAGUAAAUUUGUUUCCUUCAUGUUGAACAAGGAAAAGAAGUUUUUUAGUUAACAGGAGGAUAAUUUUGGCUGUGUGAAGGGGCUGUCAUGCUUAAAUCUCAAAUUCUGAGUAUUAUGUGAUCAAUUGUGUGGUGUUUGUUAAUAUCGGUGGUGCAAGGGUCAUAGAUUGGUCAAGAGUGUUGCUUUUAAAAUUUUAAUUGUGAAAAUGAGAGAUUAGGAUAUAUUUAAUCAGGAUUGAGAUGGAAAUUGAACUUUUUGCCUGGAAAUGAAUGAUAGUUGUAUCAAGGUACGGAUUUGGGUUGGUAUCUGUGCUUAGGAUUGAAUGAUAGUUGUAGUGCUGUAAGGAUUUUCAUGGAUUUAGUGUUGGUGGCAGCAGUGGUGCUCAUGUGAAAACAUUCUUUUUGCAUCAAAGGCUGAAAAAGUGUUGACCAUUGGGAAUAAUCCAAGUUUGGAUGACGUGAUGUGAGGUUCUAUCAAAAAUGCUUCUUGUACCUUAGUGGUAAUGGCACAGUUUUGGUGUUGGUGCUUGUAGCCAUGUUGCGGCACCAAUACCAAAACUAUCAUACAUGACAUGCAUUGUUAAGCAGCCAUUCCCAAACAAGAAGUUAAUAUGAGCUGCAUUAGUAGAUGACAAGGUUUCAACAAUUAUAUGAGAGUGAGUAGAGAUAUGGCGAUCAUUAACUUAUAUAUCAGGAAUUUGAGUCACUGCAGUGCCAGAUUAAACUUUCUGCCAUCUUUCCUUUAUUUUCCUCGGAAUUUCUCUCUUUGGUCCAUGAAGAAGGACCCGGAUCUGGAACUGGCCUUGUCACGGAAUCGUCGAUGGAUAGUUAAUAACCAAAUAAAGAAUAUAAUACUUAGAAGUCCAAACCGGGUUACAAAAGUUAAAGAUCUCCAGAAGAAGUUCAAGACUCUUGAUCUUCAAGGGAAAGCUAUGAAUUGGCUUAAGAAAUACCCUUGUUGCUUUGAGGUAUAUUUGGAGAAUGAUGAGUACUAUUGUCGAUUAACAAAACGAAUGGUUAGUUUGGUUGAAGAGGAGGAGUGUGUGAAAGGUAUGCAGGAACCAGUGUUUGUGGAGCGGUUGGUGAAAUUGUUAAUGUUGAGUAGGAAUCAGAGGCUUAAUGUUGUGAAACUGAAUGAGCUUAAGAGAAAUUUUGGGUUUCCGGAUGAUUAUAUAAUUAGGAUUUUACCUAAGUACACAGAUACAUUCCGACUUGUUAAUUAUACUGGGAGAAAGAGUUCUAUGGAGAUUGAACUUGUUUCUUGGAAACCUGAGUUAGCAGUUUCAGCAGUUGAAGCCUCAGCUCAGAAGCAGGGUUCUGGGCCUAGUUUUUCUUGCCUCUUGCCUUCAACUUGGGCUAAAUCACGGGAAAGAUUUCUUGAAUUCAAUUCAACUCCUUAUAUCUCUCCUUAUUUGGAUCCUCAACAUUUGCAAGAAGGAUCGAAGGAAACAGAGAAGAGGACAGUGGGUUUAGUGCAUGAAUUGUUGUCUUUGACCUUGUGGAAGAAAAUGUCAAUUGUGAAGCUUGGUCAUUUUAAGAGAGAGUUUGGUGUACCUGAGAAGUUAAAUGUUUUGCUGCUAAAGCACCCUGGCAUUUUUUAUGUUUCAAAUAAGUAUCAAAUAUACACUGUUCUUCUUAGAGAAGCAUAUAAUGGGCCAGAACUGCUAGAGAAGGAUCCACUUGUUCUUGUGAAGGAUAAAUUUGGGGAGUUGAUGCAGGAGGGACUUCAUGAAUAUAACCGGAGACGCCAUUUAGAAAAUUUAGAAAAGAAGAGGAAGAGGGGCAUGGUUCCGGUAAGAUCAGAAGCAAGGAAGGAUGCAAAAACUGAAAUUUGUGAACAAGAUGACAGUGGCAAUAAGCCGAGGGGUCUAUUUGACCCUGAAGAAAGAAAAAGAUUCUAUAAAGUUCUUUUUGAUGAUGGUCCCCCAUAAGUUGGAAAGUGGUAUAUUUUCUGUAUUUGGACUGUUUCCUUUUUGUGUCUACAUCUUCACAGUUAUCAGAGAUCAGUAUCAUUUCAUCCUAUCUGUUAAGAAGUCAUUUGUUGCGAGCAUUUUAUGCCAAGUAGAUGCUGCACUAUGUAUGUUGAUAUUAACAGAAUAUAAGAUGCCCUUCAGUUUUGCA
This is a messenger RNA of Mangifera indica (mango), 2525 nucleotides long. RefSeq names its product protein WHAT'S THIS FACTOR 1 homolog, chloroplastic. Bases 1055 to 2335 code for a protein of 426 amino acids. The record is from RefSeq and is a predicted model, not a curated record. The transcript has 2 exons. Gene Ontology annotation, molecular function: RNA binding. Lineage: Eukaryota; Viridiplantae; Streptophyta; Magnoliopsida; Sapindales; Anacardiaceae.